Papilio xuthus (Asian swallowtail) is the source of this 2499-nucleotide messenger RNA. It is a transcript of the gene twisted, whose product is annotated as Protein O-mannosyl-transferase 2. Gene Ontology annotation, molecular function: dolichyl-phosphate-mannose-protein mannosyltransferase activity. Gene Ontology annotation, biological process: protein O-linked glycosylation via mannose. The coding region runs from base 93 to 2219 and encodes 708 amino acids. The record is from RefSeq and is a predicted model, not a curated record. The transcript is spliced from 16 exons. Lineage: Eukaryota; Metazoa; Arthropoda; Insecta; Lepidoptera; Papilionidae. Gene Ontology annotation, cellular component: endoplasmic reticulum; membrane.
UGUCUGCUGUGUUUACCGUUAUUUUAGUUAUAGAGAAAGUUUAGAAUUUAUAUUCUCUUUACUCAUUAUAAGUAAUAAAAUAAGAUAAAAAUAUGUGUGAAAAGACCAAAAAGAAAGUGUCUAAUAAUUCUAGUAUUAAAGGUUGGUGGACCCUGUUUGGUGUUAUAUGUGCGGCUACCUUUUUGACCCGAUUUUAUAAAGUAUUGGAACCAGAUCAUGUUUGUUGGGAUGAGACUCACUUUGGUAAAAUGGCUAGUUGGUACAUAAAUAGAACAUUCUUCUUUGAUGUUCAUCCACCACUGGGAAAGAUGUUAAUAGCACUCUCGGGGAAACUGUCAGGCUAUGAUGGUAAAUAUCCUUUUGAAAAACCUGGUGACAAAUAUAAUGGUACAAGAUAUGAAGGAAUGAGAAUUUUUUGUACUACAUUAGGAGCGUUAACAGUACCAAUAACCUUUUUGUCAAUUUGGGAGAUGACACAGUCUGUGGAAGCUACAUUUGUUGGUACCAUUCUAUUGUUAUGUGAUGUUGGAUAUUUAACUCUGAACAGAUAUAUUCUUUUAGACCCUAUUCUACUAUUUUUUAUGAGCUGUGCUAUUUAUGGAGCUUUUAAGGUGAGAACAUUAACAGAUUCAGGUCAGCCGCCAUAUUCCACUCGUAUGUUGUCAUGGCAACUGUUCCUGGGGUGGUCUCUAGCAUGCACAAUGUCUGUUAAGUUUGUCGGCUUGUUCCUCGUGUUGUUUGUUGGUCUGCGCACAAUCGCAGAUCUAUGGAAUAUUCUAGGCGAUCUAACUAAACCAGUGACCUUAACAUUGAAACAUUUGAUUGGACGGACCUUUACAUUAAUUCUCUGGCCUAUUGUACUUUAUGUGUUCUUUUUCUGGAUUCAUCUCACAGUGCUAAGCAAAAGUGGCAACGGCGACGGUUUCUACUCGUCGGGUUUCCAGGCGCGUCUGGAGGGCAACAGUUUGCACAACGCGAGUGCGCCGCGGCUGGUGGCAUACGGCGCUCUCGUCACACUCAAGAACCACCGGACUGGUGGCGGCUACCUGCACUCUCACCACCAUCUCUACCCCGCAGGAGUGGGGGCUCGACAGCAGCAGAUAACAACGUACACACAUAAAGAUGAUAACAACCGGUGGGUGGUGAAACCCUACGACCGGGAAGCUGUGUCUGGUGGCGCAGUGGCAGUGCGUAGCGGCGACCUGGUGCGCCUCACGCACGCCGCCACUGGUCGCAACCUGCACUCGCACCGGGAACGAGCACCUCUCUCACACAAGUACCUACAAGUCACGGGGUAUGGAGAGGAUGGUGUAGGAGAUGCCAACGAUGUAUGGAAGAUUUUAAUCUCCGGAGGGAAAGAUGGGGAAGAAGUACAAACUGUGCGGAGCAAGUUGAUGUUUGUACAUUAUUUACAAACAUGUGUAUUGACGACAACUGGCAAACAGCUGCCGAAGUGGGGCUACGAACAACAAGAGGUGGCAUGUAAUCCCAACUUAAGGGACAAGCACGCACUUUGGAAUGUUGAAGACAACUUGUUUGAUGACUUACCCAAGGUAAGUUUUGAUGCGUACGCGUCUGGAUUCUUGGAACGUUUCAUAGAAUCGCACGCAGUUAUGUUCCAAGGCAACUCUGGUCUCAAGCCAAAGGAGGGGGAGGUGACAUCACAACCCUGGCAGUGGCCUAUCAAUUACAGGGGUCAAUUUUUCUCUGGCAGUGGCCACAGAGUAUAUUUGCUUGGCAACCCUGUAGUCUGGUGGAGCAACCUUAUUUUCUUGGUGGUUUUCUUUUUUAUCUACAUCAUUAAUUCUAUCAGAGAGAAGAGAGCACAGGCUUUUGGCAUUCCUGUUCAAGAUGGGGGUGAUGUGGGUGGACGUUUGUUGAACGCUGCGGGGUGGAGUUUCGUGGGGUGGGCGCUACACUACGUGCCCUUCUGGGCGAUGGGUCGUGUCCUCUACUUCCACCAUUACUUCCCUGCACUAGUCUUCAGCUCUAUGCUCACAGGUAUAUUAACAGAAUAUCUGUUACGUAGCAUCAAGAGUUACCUGAGUCCCGAGCUGGGGCGGAGCGUGUACCAGUGCGCGAUGGGCCUCGUCAUCUCCACUACGGUGUACAGCUUCUAUCUGUUCUCUCCACUAGCGUACGGCAUGACCGGACCUUUAGCGCACGAGCCCAACUCCACUAUGUCCGGCUUAAAGUGGCUCGAGUCUUGGGAGUUUUAACCAUAGAUACAUUCUGACCACAGACCUAUAUUUCUUACAUGUUUGACGUCUAUCGAGAUUUUUUGAAAUGGCAUUUUGUAUUGUAAAUAAGAACACUAAAGAACUUCGGAGACUUUUUUUCGCAUAAUUUUAGUACUCUGGAUUACGUAUCUAUAAAUUAAAUAUCUAUGGUUUUAAGUACUGUCAACAUAUCUGCAUAAAAACAUGUCUCUGGUAUUACAAAUGAGAUUGAAUAUUUUGUACUGAUGUUUUAACAAAUGAAUUCAUGGUUUUGUUAUAG